Messenger RNA from Lycium ferocissimum, 1511 nucleotides. Its product is annotated as DNA-damage-repair/toleration protein DRT111, chloroplastic. Gene Ontology annotation, molecular function: RNA binding. The record is from RefSeq and is a predicted model, not a curated record. Gene Ontology annotation, biological process: mRNA cis splicing, via spliceosome. Gene Ontology annotation, cellular component: precatalytic spliceosome. The coding region runs from base 143 to 1276 and encodes 377 amino acids. The transcript is spliced from 2 exons. NCBI's taxonomy places the organism in Eukaryota, Viridiplantae, Streptophyta, Magnoliopsida, Solanales, Solanaceae.
UGAAACACCACAUUGUACAACUCUUGCUGUUCCAAAACUAACUUUCCACAAAACUCCUUGAGGUAUAUCAAAAUCCCAACUUGCACCCCCUAAUUAAACCCCAAUUUCAACCAUCAAUUUCCCCAGUACCCGACCCGUCACAAUGCUGGGCGGCUUAUACGGCGAUCUCCCGCCGCCAUCCUCCUCCGGAGACGAUGACAACAACAAAUCCACCACCGCCGCCGCCGCCGCCGCCAAUGUAUGGUCCAGCAGCGGCAAAAUGGCCCCAACAGCCCUUCGCAAACCCUUAACCCUUCUCCGACCUAUGCCCAAACCUAAACCCAAACCUAAUUUCGAGAACACUAACCCUAACCCGACAUUCACAACGACGUCGUUCCAACCAGCCCUAGUAGCUGUUACCAGCAACGUAUUAGAAGAAUACGACCCGGCCCGGCCCAAUGAUUACGAGGAUUAUAGGAGGGAGAAGAAGAGGAAGCAAAUGGAAGCUGAGGUGAGGAGAGAAUUAGAAGAGAAAGAAAGGAGAGAGAGAGAGAGGGAAAGAGAGGAGAAAGAGAAGAGAGAGAAAGAGAGAGAAUUGAAUAUUUCAGGUGAAGAAGCGUGGCGGCGAAGGGCAGCAAUGAGUGGUGGCGGUGGAGGAGCACCGCCACCACGGUCGCCAUCGCCGCCACCGGGGAAUGAGUUUAGUAUUGGGAGAUCAGAGAGUGGGGGAUUGGGUUUGGGGGCUGAAGGGAAAAUGACAGCUGCACAGAGAAUGAUGGCUAAGAUGGGGUGGAAAGAAGGGCAAGGAUUAGGGAAGUUGGAACAAGGGAUUACGACGCCAUUGAUGGCGAAAAAGACUGAUAAGAGAGGUGGGGUUAUAGUGGCUAGUGAAGCUAAGCAGCAGCAACAGCAACAACAACAGCAGCAGCAGCAGCAGGAAAAGAAGGUUAAGAGUGUGAGUUUUAAUAUGGCUCCAACAAGAGUUGUGCUGCUUAGGAAUAUGGUUGGUCCUGGCGAGGUUGAUGAUGAUCUAGAAGGUGAAGUUGCUGAAGAGUGCACUAAAUUUGGUACCGUAACUCGUGUCUUAAUAUUUGAGAUAACAGAAGCGAAUUUCCCUCAUGAAGAAGCUGUUCGGAUAUUCGUUCAAUUUGAGAGAGCAGAACAAGCAACUAAAGCCCUUAUAGAACUUGAAGGUCGAUUUUUUGGCGGUAGGAUUGUUCAUGCCUGUUUCUAUGAUGAGGAGAGGUUCGGGAAUAAUGAAUUAGCUCCCAUGCCAGGAGAAAUUCCUGGCUUUUGAAAGCAGUUCUUGUUACAAAUGUAAGUUUUCUUUAGUUUGUCACGGGGACUAAUUUUGCAAGCUUAUUUAGUUACUGGCUUUCAGUAAAAGACCUUAUGUAAUAGGUCUCAUUGUAUCUAUUGUCUCAAGUUUACACAAAGCUAUGUAUCAAAAACUUUUGACAUUACUCAAAGGAACUUGGUUUUGGAUCCUUAGUUUUCAUUGUAAUGCAGGAUAUUAGGGCAUUAUUGUUUUA